Messenger RNA from Trypanosoma rangeli, 879 nucleotides. RefSeq lists its product as uncharacterized. The coding region runs from base 1 to 879 and encodes 292 amino acids. Lineage: Eukaryota; Euglenozoa; Kinetoplastea; Trypanosomatida; Trypanosomatidae. The record is from RefSeq and is a predicted model, not a curated record. The transcript has a single exon.
AUGCCGCAGACGAUGUGGCGGCGGUCAGGUAGCGUUUUUGCAUCAUUGCGAUUGCUUUUGCUUCUUCUCUCGCUGCUGUUCUCACACGUGUGCGGGGCGGCGUCGACAGACGGUGGUGACGUGGAGGAUGCAGCGGAACUUACGAGGCGGGAAUACCGUUGCCGCACCUGUGUGACGCUGGCGACUGUGUUUCAAGAGGAGAUUUUGCGGCCUGCCGCGGGGAUGCAACAAGCAAUGUCGGCAGCGGCAGGACGCAAAGAGAGCGACGCUGUGCGGGCGGGCGCGCGGCAGCGUCUUGUGGUGAACAUGCACGACUCCAUCGACGGACUCUGCCAUCGCGUGCGUGAACUUCAUCGUGCGGAAAACAAAAUGCGUGCCGUCGAUGCCUCUGGGCUUGGCAGUGCGGAGGAGAGACGGGACAAACUUCGACUGCACGAGGAUGACCUCCUCGGCUCAAGAAGAGCGCUGCGGGGCGCCGUUGAUGACCUCUGCGAGGCGGUGCUAGAGGAGGUGAAUGAGCCACUCAGCCAGAAAGCAUUUGCGGCACUGCUGCCGAACGGUGUGAGGCCCGACGAGGCGUCGGCGACGGAGAGCGAUGCGGCGCAUCAGUUGGGCGGGGCGGGCGCAUUCUGCGAGCGGCAAGGAAUAUGUAGACCCUCCACUCUCCAGACGAUUGCGCGGGAGGAUGCGACACGGCGACGACUAGUGCAGCAAAGGACUAACGCGCCACAACAUUCUCUGCCAUGGUGGGGAGCGUCUAAGGCGGCGUUGGUGGCGCCAGCCAUCUUACUGGUGCUGCUUACGGCUGGGAUCUUGUUGUACUGCCGCAGGAAGUGGCGCACGACUGCUGUGCGUGACGCACACACAAAGAGGGAUUAG